CAGUCCGGCCCGGGAGGGGAGGGGGGGGAGCGCCAUGCUGCCGGAGCCCCCCCCCCCCCCCCCCGCGCGCUCUCCCACCCUCUCGGGAGAAGCGACUCAGGCGCUCAGCUAAAUGCGAAGGGGUGGGUGUGCUGAGGAGGGAAUGGCCGCGCAUGCGCACACGCGCGCCGAGGCGACCGCGGCGAUGGCUGCGCAGUGAGGGUUAGACCUAACGGUUGCUAUUGACAUUGGGGCCGGGCGUGUGGCGGCCGAUUCCUGCGCGAGAGCGGCCGGGAGGAGAGAAGCGGCGGCCCCGCGGAAGAAUCCCCGGGCGCCGCGCGGUGAUGCGGCAGCGCUGAAACUCCGGGCGUCGGCGCCUCCCCCCGCCCCUAACAGAGCCGGGCCCUCCGCCCUGUGCUGGGUCCGCGGAUCCCGCCGCCGCCCCCCUCUUCCCAUGCAGGGCCCUCCCUCCGCCUGAGCCGCCGCGGGAGGGCGCGGAAGCGAGGCCGGCAUGGCCCGCCGCCUGGCUUAGCCGCUCGGGCCGCGGCGGGAGCGGGCUGGGAAGGGGGCGGGAGAGCAGGCCCCGGCCCUUGCUGUGAUGCGGGGCUAGGAGGCGCCGCCGCCCCUCGGCCUGCCCUGCCCGGGCGCGGAGCCGCGCUUUCUUCUCGGCCCGGAGGCGUCGGCGUCAGCGUCUGCGAUGAACCCGGUGAAUGCCACAGCCUUGUACAUCUCCGCCAGUCGCCUGGUGCUCAACUACGGCCCCGGGGAGGACCCGCAGUGCCUGGCCGAGAUCGGCAAGCUGCUGCCCUACUUCCGGCAGUCGCUCUCGUGCUGCGUGUGCGGAAAUCUGCUGCAAGAUCCAAUUGCACCCAUCAAUUCCACAUGUCAACAUUAUGUCUGCAAAACCUGUAAAGGCAAGAAAAUGAUGAUGAAACCAUCAUGUAGUUGGUGCAAGGACUAUGAGCAGUUUGAAGAAAACAAACAGUUAAGCAUUCUUGUGAAUUGCUAUAAAAAACUAUGUGAGUACAUAACACAGACACCACUGGCACAAGAUAUUAAACAAGCUGUGGACAGUUCUCCAGAUCUUUUGACUUUGCUGAAAGACGGUUCCCCACUUUAUGAAGACCCAGAAAAAGCAUCUGAUGAGGGCUUGGCACUAUGUCUGACUUAUUCCCCAUCACCUUCAACUUCAGAGCAUGCCAACGAGCUUCCAGUGAAUAAUUCUUCUGUACCUGAAACCACAUGUGACUCAGAUGUAAAAGGCUUUGUUAUUAAUGGGUUGCCCAAUUGUAAUGGGCUAUCAACUGAUAAACUUGGAGGAAAUAUUCCUUUCCCUGAACAUGAACAUUCAAUUGAUGUUUGUAGCCCUGGACAUUACAUAAAAACUGAAGAUAUUUCAAGCAGUCUGGAACCUGUCUGUGACACCGUUUCCCCUACUGACUUGUGUGCAGAUAUGUGCAGUUUUAGUGAAGACAUAAAACCAGGUGAUUCUCUUUUGCUUAGUGUUGAGGAAGUACUGCGGAGUUUGGAGACUAGCACGGAUGUCUGCAGCCCUAAUCUGCAGCACAGUUUGGAAACCAGUUUAUCAAAUGGUCCUUUUUUGCAGUUUUCCCCUCCAGUUCCUAGCCAUAAUAUGUACAUGUCACUGAGUUCUUCACCUCAUGGGAUUUCAUGUACAGCUGCAACACCUAAAGUAGUUAAAUUAAAUAGAAAACGAUCUCGGUCGGAAAGUGACAGUGAAAAGGUGCAACCUCUUCCAAUUUCAAGUAUCCUUUGUGGCCCAACGUUGGGAGCCUCAGCUCCAAUAAUGGUGAAACAGGAAGCUAAUAUGUCUCUGCAGCCUAUAGCAACUGUUCCCAAUGGAGGUGCUGCUCCUAAAAUAGGCAAAAAUGUACUCUUAUCAAAUAAAAGCAUGAAGAAGAAUCUAGAUCAUACUGCCAAGAAAUCUCGCCCAAAAUCUAAAUCAGGAAUGCUGAAAACAAAAGAUAAAUCAAAAGGUAGCAGUCACGUCAUGCCAGGAAGUCCAACGAAAACUGUGUAUAAAAAACAGCAAGAAAAGAAGGGGUGUAAAUGUGGCCGUGCUACCCAAAACCCAAGUGUUCUUACAUGUCGUGGCCAACGUUGUCCUUGCUACUCAAACCGGAAAGCCUGCUUAGACUGUAUAUGCCGUGGCUGCCAAAAUUCAUAUAUGGCUAACGGGGAGAAAAAACUGGAGGCAUUUGCAGUGCCAGAAAAAGCCUUGGAGCAGACUAGGCUUACUUUGGGCAUUAAUGUGACAAGCAUUGCUGUGCGGAAUGCCAGCACAAGUACCAGUGUAAUUAACAUGACAGGGUCACCAGUAACAACAUUUUUAGCUGCCAGUACAAAUGAUGAUAAGAACUUGGAUGAAGCUAUAGACAUGAGGUUUGACUGCUGAGUCAUUCUUCUUUUGUCUUUCUCCCCUCCUUUUACCCUGCCCCUGGCCUUUGGUAGGGGGAUUGCUACAAUUUUGAAGGCAGCUAUGGUUCUGUUUAACUUGCCGGAGCUCCUACGUAUAGAUCACUUGUAUCAAGUGUUUUUUCAUUGCUAUGUUGUGUGUUAGUGUCUGGGAAAUAGUUUGACAGUAAUGCGGAGUUACCCUGAAACUGUCUUUAGUUCUUACAGCACCUCAUAGUUUCGGAUGAAAUGCUAAUGUAAAUGAUUUUUAAUACAGAUUGACUUCUUUGGAAAAUAUUGACCUUGUUGUACUAGUUCAUGCUUUGUGCUUAAUCAGAUAUUGAUUGCAUAUACCAAAAUGGGUUCUAGUCAGUCCAUUAUAGUUGUGGUAAUUUAUAAUGUAUCUAUUACUUACAGCACAAUCCUAUGCAGUUAACCCAGUCAAAGCCCAUUAAAAUGCACGGGCUUAGACUGGAUAACUUUCCUUAGAAUUGCACUGUUAAGUUUUGUUUAUAAAUUGCACAAUAGUGGAAGUCUUGGAAAACAUGUCAGAAAAAACACACAUUAUUUUUAGACAGGAAAAUGAUCAACUUAGUACUUACAAAUUUAUUCAAAUGAAAUUUUAUAUUAAAUUGAAAAUUACUGUAAUUGUCCAACUGUUGUGCAGCCUUGAAACAAAAGAACUUUGAAUCUAGACACUAUUUUCAUUUGAUACCCCAAAGUUUUCAAAUACAGCUUUUUCUUAUGUAUAACAGUUUGAAAAUAAAUUGCAUUUGUUGUGAAACUGCUGUCUUCUUCAAAAAUUGUUCAUUCUAUUUUCACACAUUGAAAACUGAUGCCAGUAAUAUAUUUCACGCCUAUAGCAUUAACAUUUUGGAAGGCUUCAACAUAAAACAAUUUAGAUUUCAUGUCAAAGUUAUCUAGGAUCCUUUAUUUUAUUUUAGUGGAGUGGAAGGGAGGCAAUUUUUCAUUGACAUUAAUAGGGAUUGUAAAUGAAGUUCAAUUCUUACUUGAAACUAGUAAGAUUAACAUGGUGACCUUAGUAUAUUCUAUAUUUUAUAUAGCAUUUACUAGCCUUGCAGUAUGAGGUUAGUCUUAAGCAGAUUUACGCCCUUCUAAAUCCAUGGGUUUAAAAGGGUCUUACUUUCUGUUCAGGAUUGCACUAUUAAAAUCUUCUGGUUCACAGCAGCUAUCACUAAUAGUAUUAGGACGUACUUCCACAUUAAAAUCUGUGGAUAGUAAUAUGCUCAGUCCCAUCUCUCUUGUCUUCAGAAACUAGGUAGUUUGGCAACUCAAGAACUGUAUAUUACACCCAAAACAAUAGAUGAGUUCUUUUCUAGGUACUCUGCCGUAAGUGAUAUCUUCCGUUCCCCAUUGGUUCUAGAUAGACCUUUGGAACAGCAGCUGAGUACUUGUGUUCAGAAUAGAUGCCUUCCCUGAAUACAUAUUUAGGUUGUAAUCCUGCAUGCUGGAGCACAAAGAGUAGAGAAGCUUCUGCCAGUCUAAAAAGUAGAUAUCCUGGUAUGUUGUUGCAGGAAUACAUUGCCAUGAUCAGACUUCCACUUUCAGCUGAGAUCCUUCCAUUUCUUCUCCUUCAAGUAUGGGAUCUGCAUUUUCUCAUUUUUACAUUCUCCCGCCCCCCGCUGCAUGGUUCCUUUCCUGCUUAUUCUGGGACCCUGUAAAAGAAUCAAGUGCCCGAUCUGUAGAGGUAACAUAUAAGACAACCUUCGUUGAAAGUGAAUGGUAUAUAGCAACAGCAAAGGUAUACCGAUACUUGAUCACUAAAGGAAUUAUUCCAUGCUCUGUUCUCUGUGCAGGAUUUACCCUUUAUUUCAGUUACACCAAGUAUACCAGUUUAUGUCAAUCCUACUUUUUGGGUGGUAUCUACUAUUUAAAUUAGUUGAAUAAACUGUGGACUGACUAGAACAGAAAGGAUUAUCUCACAAUCUGCAAGGCAAUAUCCUAUUUAGAGCAAAGAGAUGUAAUGUCAUAGUUCUGAGUUGGCCAUCUGGCUGUUCACUGAUUGUUGUUGCCAGUGAAUUAUGACAUUAGACACAUUUGGAUUUGGCACAAAGCAUGCAUAGUGAUAAUUACUAGGUCUGCAAAGUAAGCAAAAGGUUUUGGACACCAAUUGGAUGAUGCCUCCUUUUUGUUCUGUAGUGUACCAUGGUGUCAUUUUAUGUGAAUGUGGUCAAAUAGCAUUUUCUUGGCUUUUUGGUUUGUUUUCCCCUGUCAUUUCUGUGGGUAGGGCAGGGUAGGGGUGGGGGUUAAAGCCAUAGGAAGAAGAAUGUGAUGUAAGUGUUCAGUAUGUACUUUUUUUGUUUCUGUUUUACAAGAAGAGUUGAAAAAUAUUUUUGAUAAUGAGAGUAAAUGGUGAAAAAUGCUCUUUAGUAUUCUUGUCUUUUUUUUUGCCAGGCCAGACUCUUGAAUUCAGUGUGCUUUAAUUUUAAGGUUUAUUAUGUCCUAUUAAAACAUCAUUGGUUAAAUAUGUAUGUAAUUUUGUGUGGACAAAAUGGGAUCUACCAUUAUCUGCUUCAGUGUUCUAACCUUGCUAGUAUAUAAAUCUGAUUUUGGGGGGGUAUCUGUAAGAAUACUGAUCAAACAAAAACCUGGUGUGAUAUUCUGAUGGCCUGGGUAUGAUCUAAAAAUGUCUUUGAACUGUUAAAAAUAUUUUCUGAGGUUGCUGCUAGUACAGUUACAGAGCUCCAGUAUGUCAUGAGUGUGCCUCCCAUAAUAUGGGAAUAAAUUUAAUAUCGUUAUACAGCUGCACAAAACAUCACUCUAGUGGCUGCUGAUUAAAAUAAAAUGUUCUUUGGAACCACUUAUUAGAGAUUACAGAUCUUUAAUGUAUUUGCUAGUGGUGAAUCAGGUUUGUUUUAAAAACUAGUUUCCUUCUGCACUGCCACAUUCUUAAACUGUGUAUUAAAAUUUGAGCUGAUUAAUAAAUGUUAGCAUUUUAAUUUCA
Messenger RNA from Sphaerodactylus townsendi, 5359 nucleotides. RefSeq names its product MSL complex subunit 2 (gene MSL2). Gene Ontology annotation, cellular component: MSL complex. The record is from RefSeq and is a predicted model, not a curated record. The coding region runs from base 677 to 2395 and encodes 572 amino acids. Gene Ontology annotation, molecular function: ubiquitin protein ligase activity. Lineage: Eukaryota; Metazoa; Chordata; Lepidosauria; Squamata; Sphaerodactylidae. The transcript has 2 exons.